Durio zibethinus is the source of this 572-nucleotide messenger RNA. The record is from RefSeq and is a predicted model, not a curated record. Lineage: Eukaryota; Viridiplantae; Streptophyta; Magnoliopsida; Malvales; Malvaceae.
UAAAGCCUUGCUGCUAAUCGAACUUUAAAAAGGGAGAGAAGAUAAAAUUUUAUUUUUUUAUUCGGAGAGGAAACAAGAUUUUACUAUAGAGAAAGAGAGAGGCUCGAACGGCAGAGCGAAAAGCAAAAAAAAUGGCGUCGUCAAGAGGACAACAAGUGAUAAGAGCGGGGGACAUGGAGAAGAUGAGCAUGGAGCAGCUCAAAGCACUGAAAGAACAAGCCGAUAUUGAGGUCAAUCUCUUACAAGACAGCCUUAACAACAUCCGCACUGCUUCUGCUCGCCUGGAGUUCGCCUCUACCGCUCUUCACGACCUUUCGCUCCGCCCCCAAGGGAAGAAAAUGUUGGUUCCUCUCACUGCUUCGCUCUAUGUUCCCGGCACCCUCGACGAUGCCGACAAGGUUCUCGUUGAUAUUGGCACCGGAUACUUUGUCGAGAAAUCAAUGGCUGAAGGCAAAGAUUAUUGCGAGCGUAAGAUCAACUUAUUAAAAUCCAAUUUGGAUCAACUAAUUGUGGUUGCUUCUAAGAAGAAAACAUUAGCAGAUGAAGCUGGAGUAGUUUUACAAGCAAGAUGA